UAACAGUAUUGCAAUUGGCAACGAGUCAAGUACGAGCGAGAGAAGUGAUCAAAAAAUGGCAUCCGCGCCGUCGUCGCACAAUGAGGUUUCCCAGGAAUUUUCUGUCAACAAACUUAUCCGUGUCGGUUAUUACGAGUUGGAGAAAACUAUUGGUAAAGGAAAUUUUGCCGUUGUUAAAAUGGCUACCCACGUCGUAACGAAAUCUAAGGUUGCUAUAAAAAUAAUAGAUAAAACUAAACUAAACGAGGAAAACUUAGCAAAAAUUUUUCGUGAAGUACACAUAAUGAAAAGGUUACGGCAUCCACACAUUAUAAGACUGUACCAAGUAAUGGAAACGGAGAAAAUGAUAUAUUUAGUGACAGAAUAUGCUCCUGGAGGUGAAAUAUUUGAUCAUCUUGUUCGAAAUGGUAGAAUGCCAGAGCCAGAAGCACGAAGAAUUUUCCGUCAGAUUGUACUUGCCGUUCGUUAUCUGCAUCAACAAAGAGUAGUUCAUCGAGAUCUUAAGGCUGAAAAUUUGUUACUUGAUGCAGACAAUAAUAUAAAACUUGCUGAUUUUGGCUUUAGUAAUGAAUAUACACCUGGUGUUCCACUUAGUACGUGGUGUGGUUCACCGCCGUAUGCUGCACCUGAAAUUUUUGAAGGAAAGCAUUAUGAUGGUCCAAGAGCUGAUGUAUGGAGUCUCGGCGUUGUCUUAUAUGUGUUAGUUUGUGGUGCUCUACCAUUUGACGGACCUACAAUGCAAUUGUUACGAUCUGUAGUUGUCUCAGGGAAAUUCAGAAUACCAUUUUUUAUGUCUGCAGAUUGUGAAAAAUUGAUUAGACACAUGUUGGUAGUAGAACCAGAGCGGCGUUUAAGUAUUUCACAAAUCUUAUCUCAUUCAUGGAUGAGUGAAGAUGGAGUAAUAGAAUUAGAACCUGGAGGGUGUAGUCCUGAUGUAAGCGUACCACCACCAUUAAAUCAAUUAGUAAUAGAAAAUAUGUUAAGAUUGCCUGGACUCAGCGCAGAUACGUUAUUACAAACUAUUAAAGGAAAUGCUUUCGACCAUGUAUCAGCUAUAUAUAAUUUACUUGUUGAUCGAUUAGAACCAACAAUGCCUAAUUUACCCAGUAUCCAAAGUAUACCAGGUGAUUAUUUGCCAGAUGGUGCGCAUCAGUUAGAGAAGUUUGGUGAAGCUGAAGCAGAAACAGAAGAAAAAAGUGGUCUUUAUUUGCCAUCUGGAACACCUUAUCAUACAACAAGAAGACAUACAGUUGGACCUGGUGAUGCGGUGCAUCAAUCUCCUUCAUCAUAUCCUUACAAUCACAUGUCAGGCUAUCAAACUUUACGGCCUCUUCCUAUUCUCCAGUGUAAUAUGGAUCCUCAAGUUUUACCACAUACCAAUUUACCAUUAAAUCUUCCCUUAGUUCAACAUCAACCACCACAAAAUUUCCAAAUAAAGGAUCAACAUUUGUUGAAGCCACCUCCUGUUAUGGGCGCCACCGGAGGCUUUGGUAGAAGAGCUUCAGAUGGUGGAGCAAAUCUUCACAUAUUUCAUCAACAACACAAUAGUAACACUAAUAAUGAUGAAGAUGGUGGCUGGAGUCAACCUGGUAGUAGGGAACAAUUACAGCCGUUACAGAGCGGUAGUUCAGGAUUAGUACAAUGUGCUCAGUCAUUAAAUGUUGCUGUCAGUACCGCAACUGGAGAUGGGAGUAAUAACAGCAGUAGUAGUAAUAGUGGAAAUAGCGAUAGAAGAAGAAGGAGUGGCCUUAGCGCUGUUAUGCAGCGACCAGUUAUAAACCCGGAACUGGUAAUGGAGGUAGAAGCUAGGAUGAAUAGAGCUUAUCUACCAUCGCGACUGUUACCAAACCUUAGAGGAUCAACACUUCCACACCACAGGAAAUCUUCAUUAUAUCAUACUAGUACUGUAAGUAAUAGGGAUUCGUAUAAGGAACCAAGUAGCCAUGUUGCUACUGAAAGGUAUUCACCUGUUCGUCGGGCAUCAGAAGGAUCAGGUGCUCCUGGGCCAGGCAUCCAAGCACUACAACAAGAAUAUCAACAAUUACAGAGAUUAGCAUCACCUUCACAUAGUCCUGCGAGUAUUCCUGGUUCUCCUGUACACGAAAGAGGUGUAGCAGCAAUCACGCAAGGUCUCAGUGGUUUAACUACGACAUCGGGUAGUAUUGUACAUGGUACGCCGGCACAGCCACCGGCCACACCUUUAGAUUUAAGUCCACUUAGACAUCAUAGAUCACCUGCGACCACUCCUGUGAGUUACUCUCCCAGCAAUAGCCCAGCAUUGGAUAUGAUACAAGAAGAACAUCCUGUAGAAAUAUCAAGGGUACCACCACAAAUUUCGGUGACGGAUGUUCUUGGAGGACAAGUGACGUUAAUUAGUUGUUCGCCUUCUCCAUCUCCAUCGCCAGAUUCACUCGAAGAUGCAUUACCUCAUUACAAUACUCUUCCGAGUUUUAUCAUUUCAGAGCCAUGCGAUCCUUCGAGACCUAGUAUAACACGCGGUAUCGGUAGGCCGCAUAAUACAAUACCUACCGAAGUCGAGGUUCCUCUAUCUGAUGAGUCUAGCAGAUUAAAUUCCGAAGCUAUAUUAGGUCGUGUCAAACAAAUAAUAGACGCGAGAGCGCCGCCAAAAGGUUUUAUAUUUUCACGAGAAGAGGUGGACGGUAGCGGACUUAGUUUAGAAUAUCCAGGCGGUGUACAAAUCGAACUUAGGGUAUGCGAAUCGGAAGAAAGAGAAGCGAAGGGAAUAAAAAUGCGUAGGAUUAGCGGGGACCAAUUGCAAUAUAGUCAACUUUGUCAGCAAUUGAUUUCAUGUAUUACUGUUUGACGACAACCAGCAUAUAACAUAAUAUGUUUUUAUAUAUUACGUUACAUUCCUAGUGUAACAUACACUAUUCAUCACAGUAUUGCAAAUGCUGCAUAUACACAAAUGGUAUUUUAAAAAUUACCAUCUUUCAUAUAUAUAAUAACAUUACUGUGUUAUUAUAUUCGUGUAACAUUUAAUGUAUUAUACGUUUUUUAGUGUUUGUUUCGAGAGAUAAGAUAGGAGCCGUCUUAUUUAUAAUAUGAAAUUGUAUAUAAGGAGAUAUAUUAGUUAUAUGUAUAUUCAUAUCUUCUGAAACAUUGAAAUAUUAUAUGCAUGUUUAAUAAUUCCCAAAAAUAUAAACGGUUUAUUUCCUUUAUUUUUUAACAGUAGCAGGUAUAUGAACUCGUUAAAUGUUGAAAGAUUUCAAUGAAAAUUUGUUCAUUACAAUAUAGAAAUUGAUAAUAGCACCCAGUGUAGAUGCAAAGAACUACUUAUUGAUUCGUCCAUCUUACAUAUAAUCAAUUUGCAUUAGUUCAAUGUAUGUACACUUAGUGCUAUUUAGAUUACAUAAAUAAAUUGUAAAAAAAUUAUAAAGUUUAUUUGUAAUAUUUCUUUUUAACAAAUAUAUUUUUAACGUUAGAGACAUAUGCAUAUAGACAAUUUCAAGUUUUAUAAUUUAUAUUACCGAAUUAUUUGUUAACUUGAUUACACAAGGAAAUAGGAAAUGAGAAGAAUGUAAUUUAUAAUUAGAUAAAUAUAAACAUUACAAUUCUCUUUCUUUGUGCCACGUACAAUUUAUGAGCAGAUUUAUAUAACAUAAAAUGAUCUUAUUGUAAAUAGUUAUAAAAGAUGUCAUUGUUUACGUUAAACAAAAAUAAAUGACAAAAAUGCAUUGAGUUGCGUUGUGUAUAUGUUGCAGUAAAAACUCAGUAAUUGUAUACACUUACUAUUAUAGUAAAUGUUUACAUUAAAAUCGAAUUGAAUUAGGUAAAAGAUAAAAAUUGAACAUUUUUACCUAUUAUUAUUAGCAAAUAUACAUUUACUUAUAAAUAAUUCAGUUAAAAAUCAUACUUGAUAAAUAUACAUUCUAUACGAAUCGUAAAUCUUGUUAUGGUAUAUUAUAUAAUUGAAUUACAUGUGUGCAAUGUGAUAUUUUUUAUUUAAUUGAAAUAAAAGAACAAAUGCGGUUGUUUUUUUAAAUAUUUAAACUUUUUUGCAGUUUUUUUUCAUUAAGAAGUGGUCUAGAUGUUUAGAAAAGUGAUGAUUAGUUGAUAUGAGAUUCGGUGACGAUAUAGUAGAUGAGAAAGAAUCUCAAACUGUAAAUCGUUUAAUUUUAUGUUGUUAUCAAGACUAUUGUUAUCAAGAUGUAUGAUCGAGCAUUAUCGUGAAGCUGUAUUCCUGACAUGAAAUUUUGCAUAAAAAUUAUAAUCUGCAAUUAUGUAAAUUACAAAAAUAAAUGCAGAAAUAUGAACUUUUUAUAAAAUAUUAA
This is a messenger RNA of Solenopsis invicta (red fire ant), 4292 nucleotides long. RefSeq names its product serine/threonine-protein kinase SIK3. NCBI's taxonomy places the organism in Eukaryota, Metazoa, Arthropoda, Insecta, Hymenoptera, Formicidae. The transcript is spliced from 13 exons. The record is from RefSeq and is a predicted model, not a curated record. Gene Ontology annotation, biological process: microtubule cytoskeleton organization; intracellular signal transduction; protein phosphorylation. Gene Ontology annotation, molecular function: tau-protein kinase activity; ATP binding; protein serine/threonine kinase activity. Bases 56 to 2824 code for a protein of 922 amino acids. Gene Ontology annotation, cellular component: cytoplasm.